AUAUUUCUGGACUUGUUUUUAGAUGUGGAAGACCUUUAGGUUUAGCUUUCAUUCCUGAUGGUCGCCUUCUUGUCUGUGAUGCAACUUUUGGUCUUUAUCUCAUAGAUUUAGACAGAACUGACGAGAAUUUGGGCAGAAUAACUGAAUACAAGGAGUUUAAUAGGGUCUCUUAUGAGCAGUUGAUAAGCCCUGAAACUGUUGUCAACGGAUCUAGAAAUCUUCUGUUCAAUUCAGUUGCUGUAGGAAAAGAUGGUAGAAGCGUUUAUAUUUCAGUCUCCAGCACCAGAUUUCCACUUAGGGAUAGUAUGUUUGAGCUGUUGUCUGAUUCCUCCGGUCGUAUUCUCAAGUUCGACUUAGAGACACGAGAAACCCAGGUGCUAGUAGAAGAGAUUAACUUUGCUAAUGGUCUGGAACUAAGCCCUGAGGAAGAUUAUAUACUGUUUACAGAAACUGGAAGAGCCAGAAUACAUAAAUAUUACUUGACAGGUGAGAGGUCAGGAGAGGUAAAAGUACUGGUAAACUCUCUGCCUGGACUACCUGACAAUAUAAAGUUAAAUGAUCGCGGUAAUUACUAUGUUGGACUCAUAGGACCAAGGCUACCGGGAACCUGGCAUAUUCUGGAGUUAGUUGCUCCCCAUAAUAUUCUUAGAAAAUUUAUUUCAAGGCUCGUGUGUAUGGUUCUUAUUCCAUCGAAACUAUUAAACCUGGUGUUUCCAACAAGUGCUAGUCUUCAAUUUGAAUAUUGGUGUGGCAAUCUUGAACCGUUUGCUCAUCUUACCAGACCAUAUGGUUUGGUAGUAGAGGUUGAUGGUAAAACUGGUGAUAUUAUAUCCUCCCUCCACUCUACCAAUGGUGCAGUCAGAUUUAUAUCAGAAGCUGUUGUGUUAGAUAGAUGGGUUUAUCUGGGAUCCCCGUACACAAACUACCUAGCUAGGGUACCACAGAGAAUACGAGAUACAAACACAAGAAUAUCAUCAGCAGAAGUCCAGCUUGGACUGGGUGAAGAGAAAGAAGAGGCAGAUGAUAUAGAAGAGAUUGAUGAUGAGGAGUUCAAGGAUGAGUUAUAACGGUUCCUGAACCAUCAUCCAGUAUUCAUAGACCAGUGUGAUUUGAUCUUUUACAUCCUUAUAACCACCCCGUCCACCCCCUUCACCAACACCACCACACCCUCCAUCAGUUCUCAUAUCACCAACAACCA
Messenger RNA from Eurytemora carolleeae, 1198 nucleotides. Its product is annotated as adipocyte plasma membrane-associated protein. The transcript has 14 exons. Gene Ontology annotation, biological process: biosynthetic process. The record is from RefSeq and is a predicted model, not a curated record. Lineage: Eukaryota; Metazoa; Arthropoda; Copepoda; Calanoida; Temoridae. Bases 306 to 1067 code for a protein of 253 amino acids. Gene Ontology annotation, molecular function: strictosidine synthase activity.